Mesocestoides corti is the source of this 930-nucleotide messenger RNA. Lineage: Eukaryota; Metazoa; Platyhelminthes; Cestoda; Cyclophyllidea; Mesocestoididae. The record is from the annotation of a GenBank genome assembly.
AUGGAUGAAGGUGUUUGUGAAACAGAAGUUGUCGAUCCGCGCCGAGUUUGGCUAGCAAAUCUUCCACCAAGAUCCACUGAGUUUGCUGUUCUUCAACUGAUUCGCCAGUAUGGAAAACUUGUUGAUUUCAAUUUUCCCGUUCAUCGGGCUGCGGGACCACUUCAGGGCUCUACUCUUGGUUACUGCUUCGUAACCUUCUCUACAGAGGAAGAAGCCCGAAGAGCCCUAGACGACCUUAACGGACGCAUGUUUUGCGGGGCUGUUCUCUCCGCUCAACGCGCUCGACCAACCAGAGACGAGGUUGCGCAGUGGACGGAGGCAAGGAAGGCGGCGCAGCGACAGCGCAUCGAAGCGGACACUCGCCGUCGUGAGGAAGAACUUGCCAGACGCCUCAAUUCAGCCUCUCCGUCCACCUUCGUGACAUUUGGAGAAGCAGAAAUCACUUGUCUCUUGUUUUUUUUCUCCUGCUCUUCGUCACGACCCCCUGCAAUUUCGGGUAGAAAAGUCGAAGCCCCGUCGGCCACGCACAAACCCACCUUGCCUGAUCUCUACGGCAAACUUGGCCAGAUCUCGGCGCCCAGCACCAAAUCGACAUCCCAACCUCCGCCUCCCAACCUCCUCCACGAUCCCAGAAAUACACUGUCAACGAACCUGGGUAUAACCAAGUCCUUUUUUGAAUGUGCUUUAGCGAUGAGUCGUGCACAGAGCAUGCAGGCCCUGAGGCGCAUCGAGGCUGCCCUGCGCAGCAGCGAUGAGAUCGCGCUGCAACCGGCGAUUCUCAGGUGCGAGAAGGCGGGACGCCGACGGCAGCCCCAUCCCGCGGUUGCCGCGCUUCUGGCUGGCUCCAAAAAGCCUCACGCCAGCACUGCGUGGACGAGUGGACGCAAGCGCACGGGCGCCGGCCUGCGAAACAACCCCUACUCCCGAUAG